Messenger RNA from Brassica napus (rape), 1452 nucleotides. Its product is annotated as zinc finger SWIM domain-containing protein 8 homolog. The record is from RefSeq and is a predicted model, not a curated record. The transcript has a single exon. Lineage: Eukaryota; Viridiplantae; Streptophyta; Magnoliopsida; Brassicales; Brassicaceae. Bases 1072 to 1254 code for a protein of 60 amino acids.
GAAGAUAGGAAGAUCAAAACUCUGCCCUUCUCCAAUGGCCUUUUUCGUCACGGAAUCAACUUCAUUGAGAAUGGUCGAUUUGGUUGAAAUGAUAUGCUGAAAUCAAACUGACAGCAACUUCUUUGAGCUAAGGACCAAAGCUAGAGAUAUGGCAGUGAUCUACCACCAAUUAGCAGUGAACUACGGAGAGACAAGGAUUCACUGAGUUUGUAGCUCUAUAAUCAAACACAAAAAUCUCAGCCCAAGGGUAAUAUCUAUACCAAGAACAAACAUGUUAGUAUGUUACUUCUUGUGCAAUUAAUGUCAUCAAUUUUGACGGUUCUUUAGCUUCAUUGUGAUGAUACCGUUUUUUCUUUCUUUCUUUCUUGCAUUCGAUCUCUUAUGCAUGGUGUGUCCAUUCUUCAUAUCUAGAAACACGAAAAGUAAGAAACAGAUGUCAAAACUCAGCCCCUGGUUUUAAUCCAAAAAAUGUAUUCCGCUACCGGGUUUUGAACCCGGAUUCGCAAUUGACUUACAAUUGAAAUUAACCAGUGUGCUACAGCGGAUCUGUUGGCAAUUUCUCCAGUUAGGUGAAUAAAAUCAAUAUAUCAUAAUAUGUUAUUCCCACUGGUUUUCAUCAAUAAGAAAUUAAUCUAAUGCUUCUUCAAAAAAAAAAAGUUUAAUCAACAACGUCAUAUUGCAUGCGUCAUGCUGAGGAGUGAAGGCCUCAAUAAUGGAGAUCAGUGGUAGGUUAUGGCGGCAGCAUAAUAACAAAUGGUUUUCCCUUCCUCACCGUUAGAUUCCAUCUCGAAGAUAAGAUCAACCAAAACUAUAAUAGUACUGUCAAUUUGUUAUUAAAGUGAUUCUAACGUCAGGACUGAUUUUUUCUUAUUGGUUGAUACAUUUUAACCAUGCCAAUGCAUUAGCAUUUUACAAAUAAAAACAUUAUUGUAAAUCAUGAGAGUAGAGGUAGAAAAAAGAUUCACCUCUCAACCCUGACUAUAAUUAUCCACUUUCAGUUCUUUUCUUUUGUUGUUGUAUGAGCACUCUUAGCACCGACGACUCCAAGAAGACAAAACAAUAAUUAAAAACAUGAGUGACCCGAGCCAAUCUUCAUCAACAACAACUGGAGCUGGAGACAAGAGCGGCGGCGGUAAUGGCGGUGGAGGUGGUGGAAGUGGUGGCUCGUUUGCUAGUCAGCCGCAGAGAGCAAAGGUGAGGAAGCAAGUGUGGGCCGGAGUUCUCAGCAUCUCUUCCGCCUCCACUAACAAAUAAUAUUAUAUUUUUCUUUUUAACCUUUGACAAAAAUGUGCAAGUGAAAUGGUGGUGAUGACUAUGCUUUUGAUCAUUGUUCUUGUCAAGUUAACGGUCUCUAAAUAAGCUAGCGAGAUCAUGAACAUCAUCGUCAUUGUAAUGAGAUUCUGUAUAUAUUGUUUCAACUUCUGCAAUGAAUAGUCUUUUAUUUACAAUGAA